Messenger RNA from Choloepus didactylus (southern two-toed sloth), 2221 nucleotides. It is a transcript of the gene CCDC43, whose product is annotated as coiled-coil domain containing 43. The record is from RefSeq and is a predicted model, not a curated record. The transcript has 5 exons. Lineage: Eukaryota; Metazoa; Chordata; Mammalia; Pilosa; Megalonychidae. The coding region runs from base 292 to 966 and encodes 224 amino acids.
AGUUAACUGAACCUCUCUGAACUUUCCCAAAUGUAAAAAGAGCCUGUUAAGAAUACUUGGCUGCCAGACUUCCUGUGAGAUCACGUGACCGAACGUACGCGCGUAGACAGGCUUUAUUUAGAAGAUUCACGACGCCCAGUCCAGUCACUAGCAUUCGGCUGGACCUGCUGGGCCCUCCGCCCGGCGCGCAGGGGUGUGGGUUCUCUCUCCCCACAGCGCAGUGGCCCCGCCGCGCGGCCCGUCAGGCACUGCGGGUGGCGCCCCGGGGGUUGGCAAGACCCUGACCCCAAGAUGGCGGCGCCCAGCGAAGUGGCCGCGGCAGCCUCCGGUGAAGGCGAUGCCGGGGGCAGUGGUUUUGGAUCGUGGCUGGACGGGCGGUUGGAGGCAUUAGGAGUGGAUCGAGCCGUGUACGGCGCCUAUAUCCUGGGUGUCCUGCAGGAGGAGGAGGAAGAAGAAAAGCUGGAUGCUCUGCAGGGUAUUCUCUCUGCUUUCCUGGAAGAAGACUCCCUUCUUAAUAUUUGCAGGGAGAUUGUGGAACAAUGGUCGGAAACUCAGAAUGUUGUCACCAAAGUGAAAAAAGAAGAUGAGGUACAGGCCAUUGCCACCCUAAUUGAGAAGCAGGCACAAAUCGUGGUGAAGCCCAGGAUGGUGUCAGAAGAGGAGAAGCAAAGAAAAGCUGCCCUCCUGGCCCAGUAUGCUGAUGUGACAGAUGAAGAGGAUGAAGCAGAUGAGAAGGAUGAUUCAGGUGCCAUCACAACGAACAUUGGUUCUGACAAGUCUCUGUUCCGAAAUACCAAUGUGGAAGAUGUCCUCAAUGCUCGAAAACUGGAACGAGACUCACUUCGGGAUGAGUCCCAAAGGAAGAAAGAGCAGGACAAGCUGCAGAGGGAGAGGGAUAAACUAGCCAAGCAGGAGCGCAAGGAAAAGGAAAAGAAAAGGACACAGAAAGGGGAACGAAAGCGAUAACCUUGGCCCACUCUCUCCCUUCUCCCAUGAACUUGUUCAGAGGGAGAACUGGUUGUGCACAUGUGUUAUUUAAGAAAAAUGAAAGAACAUUAUUGCAAAGUGGUUUUCCAAGGCAUUUUCCCUUUUGUUUACAUGGUCAAAGGAAAAUCACAAACAUUUCUAACUACAAAACGUGCCAUGUCUCUGGUGUGGGUAAUCAUAUUAUUGUAGUUGAUGUCUGUACCAAAGAUUGGAGUGGGGGCAACCUUUAUUUUUUAAUAUUGAAAUUCUGUGCUUCUUUUGGCCACUUUAAAAAAUCUUCCCUCAACUUGGAUAAAUAGCAGGAGGAUUCAGAAAGUGUAAACAGAGUCUUCAAUCUGAAAGAGCAGAGACAUCAGCAUUCCUUUCCUGAAAUGUGGAAGUGCAAAUUGCUUCAGAGGCAGUAUUCAAACAUUAACGUAGUGUUGUUUUAUGGUUGAAAUAGAAAGCUAAUGAAGAGUUCUGCCUGGAUCCAGAUUUUAGUUUACAUGGCAGCAAACUAGAAAAAUGGGAAGAAAUUAUUUGGGGGUAUUCUCGAUUUGAGAAUGUUUUUUAAAAACUUUCAGCCUACCGGAGGAAAGGAAGUAUCUUUUUAAAUACAUGUUUUUCUUCAUUUAAGCUGUGACUUUAAGAAGGAUAUGUCGGUAUUGGGUGUAAGGAUAUUCCAUAUUUACUAGAUUCAUCUUUUCAAAUCAUGGGUCCUCUUUAGUGCUGAUAGAGAUUUUAAUCCUCAUUUGCCCUAAAACAUAUGAGCGUAAAGGCCUGAUAAUUCCUGGUUUAGAAAAACUGGAACAAUCCCCCAUUUAAGUAAGAAACACUGGAAAUCUGCUGACACAAAGAUAUUUAAUAAUGUACAUAGUAGGUGCUCAACAAAGUUAUUGAAUGAGUGAGUGAAUGGAAAAAUUGCUUGGGAGAGUCAAAAGUGAGCAGUUCUCCAUCUCCACUUUUGUCACAAGCCACAUUCAAUUGUAAAUAAGGCCCUUCAAGCAGCAAACUGUCAAGAAGCUUGAAGACUGCAAUUUCACUAACAAAACAGAAAGCAGGUAUUUUAUACCUGGGGUCUGCAAACUACUUGCCCUCAGGUCAAAUUUGGCCUGGCCUGUUUUUGUAUGGUACAAGCUAACAUACACUGGUUUUUACAUUUUUAAAGGAUUGUUUCAAAAAAAAAAAAGAAAAGGAAAGGAAAUAUGUUUCAAAGACCUUACAUGGCCCUUAAAGCGUAAAAUAUUUACUAUCU